AUGUCCGCACCAUUCUACCUAGCGGAUAUUGGCGAAGUAAUUAUGGAAUGGCAUCGCGUUAACGAUCGCGGGGGUGUUGGCCAAAGACCUGUUUAUAGAGUCGAAUGUGGUGACUGCUCUACGGUCCUAAGUGAUCGCUGUAUGCGUGCUGCUUUAUUAUCCGAUAAAAAAACAGUGAUCUAUUCGACUGAUAUGCAGCCUACCACUGUAGGAUACAUCUACGGAGACUAUUCUGCGCCUUGCUGUGGAUGUAGAUUGCGUGACAUAGCUUGUAUAACUUGUGGCAAAGAACUUGGGUAUAAUAUUACCUUUCCAUGCACAGAGUGUCUAUCUUCGGAAAACAAUAGCCAUUAUUGGAUGUUCCGAGAGUGUAAUGUCACAUCGAAACAGAUUUUAUUUGAAGGUAACAUAAAAUACUAUUAA
This is a messenger RNA of Rhizopus microsporus ATCC 52813, 423 nucleotides long. RefSeq lists its product as uncharacterized. The coding region runs from base 1 to 423 and encodes 140 amino acids. Gene Ontology annotation, cellular component: cytosol. The record is from RefSeq and is a predicted model, not a curated record. The transcript is spliced from 4 exons. Lineage: Eukaryota; Fungi; Mucoromycota; Mucoromycetes; Mucorales; Rhizopodaceae.